This is a messenger RNA of Linum tenue, 2673 nucleotides long. The record is from the annotation of a GenBank genome assembly. Lineage: Eukaryota; Viridiplantae; Streptophyta; Magnoliopsida; Malpighiales; Linaceae.
AUUUAAACCACCACCACAACUCAACUACCGCUCUCUCUCUCUUCCAUCCUUUCCUUCUCUUCUGCUUCUUCUUCUUCUGGGUGCUGUCGGUGUUGCUCUCUCUCUCUCCCUCUCCGUCUCUCUCAGAUCCGCCUGCUCGUUUUGCUGUUCUUCUGCCGCUUGGUCCCUCAGAUCUCACAAAUCCGGAUCAUUCACGGAUUUUCAGGGCUUCAGGCGCUGUAAUUUGUUCGCGAGUUUGGUAGUAGUGGAACGAUUUGGGGUUCUUGGAUCCCGUUUUAGCCUGUUGGGGGAGAAUUUCUGAGGAGAGCGAGAGAGGGGUUUCUCAGUUCGACUUCGAUUAGCUUCGGAAGAGGAAGGAGAGAAGAAAGAAUCGAGUAAUUUGAAUCUUUCUCUGAUUCAAAUCUUUGCUCAUUCGGGGAAAUUGGUAAUUCUCUGUUGCCGGCGCCCGCAUCAAGGGUUUUGGGUUUUCUUUAUACGGAAGAAGGUUUUUUUAAAAGAUGCAGCAAGACCACCCCAAGAAGGAUUUGAAAGAGAUGGAGUUUUUCACAGAGUAUGGUGAUGCCAAUAGAUAUAAAAUUUUGGAGGUCAUUGGCAAAGGAAGCUAUGGUGUUGUUUGUGCAGCAAUAGAUACUCAUACAGGGGAAAAAGUGGCAAUAAAGAAGAUACAUGAUGUUUUCGAGCACAUCUCUGAUGCUAUCCGAAUAUUGAGAGAAGUCAAGUUGCUUAGGCUGCUAAGGCACCCUGACAUUGUUGAGAUUAAGCGGAUUAUGCUACCACCUUCCAAGCGGGAAUUCAGAGACAUUUUUGUUGUUUUUGAGCUCAUGGAGUCUGAUCUUCAUCAAGUCAUCAAAGCUAAUGACGACUUGACGCGUGAACAUCACCAAUUUUUCCUUUAUCAAAUGCUUCGUGCAUUGAAGUAUAUGCAUACAGCGAAUGUGUACCAUAGAGAUCUCAAACCCAAGAAUAUACUGGCAAAUGCAAAUUGCAAACUCAAAAUCUGCGACUUUGGGUUAGCACGAGUUGCAUUUAGUGAUACGCCAACGACAGUUUUUUGGACGGACUAUGUGGCCACCAGAUGGUAUAGAGCUCCUGAGCUGUGUGGGUCUUUCUUUUCUAAGGUUUGUUUCUUUAAGAGUUAUACCCCCGCAAUUGAUAUUUGGGGCAUCGGUUGCAUCUUUGCCGAGGUGUUGACAGGGAAGCCAUUGUUCCCUGGUAAAAGUGUAGUCCACCAAUUGGACAUAAUCACCGAUCUUCUUGGGACUCCGGCACAAGAUACCAUUUCCGGGGUGAGAAACGAUAAAGCUCGGAAGUAUUUAACUGAGAUGAGGAAGAAACAGCCUGUCCCGUUUGCACAAAAGUUCCCCACUGCAGAUCCCUUAGCACUAAGACUUCUCCAAAGGCUCCUAGCUUUCGAUCCAAAGGAUCGACCAACUGCGGAGGAGGCACUUGCGGAUCCUUACUUUAGGGGCCUAUCGAAAAUCGAGAGAGAGCCUUCUUGUCAGCCGAUAUCUAAGUUGGAGUUCGAGUUUGAAAGGAGAAGGAUAACGAAGGAUGACAUCAGGGAGCUACUUUACCGGGAGAUACUUGAGUAUCAUCCGCAGUUGUUGAAAGACUACAUGAGUGGGAAUGAAGGCACAAACUUCCUCUAUCCUAGUGCGAUAGGUCACUUCAGAAAGCAGUUUGCAUAUCUUGAAGAAAAUAGUGGUCGUAGUGCACCAGUUAUUCCUCUAGAGAGGAAGCACGUUUCUCUCCCUCGGCCCACAAUUCAUUCUACGUCGUCAAUGUCUCAUAACAUCCCGACUUCAACUUCAGUUGACAACCAUCAAGUAACAGAUGAAGUUUCCAAAAACUUCAGGGGGGCUGACGGUGUGGCUGGGAGUGCUUCUAGGACUUCGCGGCCUCCACCUAGAGUGCCAACAGUGAGCGCAGCAAAGCCUGGUAGAGUCAUAGGAUCAGUUGUACCAUGUGACAGUACUAGAAACCUCGUCACAGACGUCUACGACGCGAGGAGUCUGUACAGAAACAGUACCACAGUGUCGCCACCAUGCUUCUUCAGGACCACCACGAACUCCACCACAACGACGAAAGACAAACCCUCCUUGAUGGACGCCGACCACCACCACACAACGUCACAAGCCAGGCCGCAGCAACCUCUUCAUCAGCCGCACAACAUGAUGAUGUCAGCUUCCACGAUGGGGAAGCCGAUGGUUCCUGCAGGAACAAUGGCAACGGAUAUGAACAACACGAACCCGUACUACCACCACCACCACCACCAGCAGCAGCAGCAACAAGCCAGGGUGUCUGUGGAGCAUCAGCAGCAGCAGAUGAACGAGCGUAUGGCCAUUGACGCUAAACUGAUCCAGGCCCAGUCUCAUUACGGCCCUGCUGGUGCGGCAGCCAUUGCUGUGGCGGCUCAUCGGAAUGUGGGGACGGUGCAUUAUGGGAUGUCUUAGAUGGGGGGAAGGAGAGGAAGGAGGGAGAGAAAAGGGAGGAGGGAGAGUUUAUUGGUGUGAUUUCAUGCCCCCUGUUGUAUGUAUUGUUUACAUCCUGAUGUAAUUAGACCAUUCUUACUACCAAGUUCUGAUUUGCCAAUGGAAUAAUGACGACAUUGAUAGACUUAAUUCUAUUGGCUUUCUAAACAAGAGCCUCGUCCCCAUUGCUUCGCUUUAACAC